Molecule: messenger RNA, 1055 nt
Organism: Anoplopoma fimbria (sablefish)
Lineage: Eukaryota; Metazoa; Chordata; Actinopteri; Perciformes; Anoplopomatidae
Gene: tnnt1
Product: troponin T type 1 (skeletal, slow)
Exons: 13
Coding region: 24-881 (285 amino acids)
Biological process (GO): sarcomere organization; regulation of muscle contraction; slow-twitch skeletal muscle fiber contraction
Cellular component (GO): troponin complex
Molecular function (GO): tropomyosin binding; troponin T binding
Source: RefSeq, a predicted model, not a curated record
UUCAGCAUUUAUUCAUCCCUGUGAUGUUAACUGAUAUAUAUAUCUCUGUUCCUUUUCCUCAUCUCUCCAGGGAGCAGGAGGCUGAAGAGGAGCAGGAGGCCGAGCCCGAGGACGAGGAGGAGCCUGAGCAGGAAGAGGAAGAUAGAGCAGACCACCAGGAUUACCACGCUGAUCCGUCAGAUCAAGACGCCCAGGAGGAAGAGGAGGAGCGCCCCAAACCCAAACCCAUGGUGCCUCAACUUGCUGCUCCAAAGAUUCCCGAUGGGGAUAGGGUGGAUUUUGAUGACAUCCACAGAAAGCGCAUGGAAAAGGACUUAAUGGAGCUGCAUACUCUGAUCGACGUCCACUUUGAUCAGAGGAAGAAAGACGAGGAAGAGCUCAUCGGCCUCAAGGACCGCAUUGAGCAUCGUCGCUCAGAGAGAGCUGAGAUCCAGAGGGUUCGAGCGGAGAAGGAGAAGGACAGACAGAACAGAAUUGCGGAGGAACGUCACAGAAAAGAGGACGAGGAAGCCAAGAAGAAGGCUGAAGACGACAUUAAGAAGAAGAAAGUGCUGUCUGGCAUGGGAGCCAACUUUGGAGGCUUCCUGACCAAGGCAGAGACGAGGAAGGGCAAGCGUCUGACAGGCAGAGAGAUCAAGAAGAAGACUCUGUCUGAAAGACGGCACCAGCUAAACAUCGACAGCCUGAGGGAGGACGCUCUCAAGCAAGAGGCCCAGGAGAUGUGGAACUGUAUCUACCAGCUGGAGUCUGAGAAGUUUGACUACACGGAGUACAUGAAGCACCAGAAAUACGAGAUCAUCGUGCUGCUGAACAGAAUCCAACAUGCUCAGAAAUUUAAAAAGAUCCAUGGGAAAGGGAAGGUGGGCGGUCGCUGGAAGUAAAAGUGAAAACACAUUGAUAACAAAAAGUGGAAGCAAGGAAGGAAUCGCUCUCUGUGGUCUUCUCAUGCCAGAGACGCUCUGUAGGCCUUUCCUGUGUGUGUGUAAGAAAGAUAUUUUAAUGUUUCUUGAUAAUAAAACUACAUGCACUCAAUUUGGAGUUGUAGUGUGGAUCAC